This is a messenger RNA of Suillus bovinus, 576 nucleotides long. RefSeq lists its product as uncharacterized. The transcript has a single exon. The record is from RefSeq and is a predicted model, not a curated record. Bases 66 to 440 code for a protein of 124 amino acids. NCBI's taxonomy places the organism in Eukaryota, Fungi, Basidiomycota, Agaricomycetes, Boletales, Suillaceae.
CAUUUUGGACACAUCCAUUGCUCGUCCCCCUCAAUUCCUGUCCGCCGCCGCCUGCCACUGCUGCAAUGCCUGUUCCUGUGCCACUGGAACCAGUGAAUGAGGGGGAAAUGGAAUCAGGCGACGAAGUUGGUGAUGGUGUGGAAGAUGACCUUGUGGAUACGUUCUGUCAACAGCUCGACACCAGGACAUUCCAGGAACGCAUGCUCACACAUGUCAAGAACAUCCGUGAUUUCUGUGAUGGCCUUAAGUAUCAAAUUCAAUUUAAUGACUUUAGAAUGCUUACCGUUCUCGAAUGCAAUGGCUCAUCAUUCCUCCGUCUGGCAGAUAAUUGUCUCGGUCGAGAACGACGAGAAAACUCGUCUCGAUUGCGGAGCCCAACAACCUGGGAAAAAGGUACCACCGGCGCUAUGUUUUAUCGUGCUUGUUCAUCAUCCCAGUGACCACAUUCAUAAUCACUCUAAUAACCACUUAAUCCCUCUAGCUAGUACAGUACAUAUAUCUCUUUAUUCAUCGCCAUUGUCACAUACUAUAUACUUAAUACAUAUUACAUUAAUAUUAAUAGUGUUCAAGAAUCAA